Guyanagaster necrorhizus is the source of this 3494-nucleotide messenger RNA. RefSeq lists its product as uncharacterized. The transcript is spliced from 11 exons. The coding region runs from base 29 to 3382 and encodes 1117 amino acids. The record is from RefSeq and is a predicted model, not a curated record. Lineage: Eukaryota; Fungi; Basidiomycota; Agaricomycetes; Agaricales; Physalacriaceae.
GAUCCGGCGCGCCUUAGCCACAACAUUCAUGUCCCUUUUCCAAGACAUCAGAUACUUCUUGCCUUCAUCAUUUCCAGAGGAUCGUGCGGCAGAACUUCGACUGGGUCUUAGUCAAAAUGGUGCCAUCGCUGUCCAUUCCAUGAACGAAGCCACGCACAUCAUUACCAACACCAAUCGCUUUGAAAGCUGGCAGGACGUUGACGACUCUAUAGGCGUUGUAACGGAUCUAUGGGUCGACCGCUCUUUGACGAUGGGAAAGCUUCAACAAACGGCUUAUUACUCGCCAGAUCCCGCCUUUCUAUUCUCCGGUGUCGUUGCAUGUUCUGCCGAUUUGUCAGCAGCAGACCUAGAAACACUCUCCGCUGGAGUCACAGCGCUGGGUGGCCAGUGGCGAUUAGGACUGACUCGAGACGUCACCCAUCUGUUUGCUGUCUCGUGUUCGUCUGACAAGUACAAAACUGCGAUGCAGUAUCAAGAAGUCACUCAUAUUAACAUUAUUCUGCCUCAUUGGUUCGACGACGUCAUUCGGCUGGGGAUGGGAAGUCUUGAUGUCGCGAUUUAUCAAUGGCCAGAUCCGUCAUAUCUCAAGGACACGCAACAGAGCAACUUGGAUGAUGCAAAAAAGAUGCGUAAGUUGGAUCCAGAUAAAAAGGUGCUGUACAAGACAGCUCUUUUGAGACCAGACUCUGAUCUCUCUGGUCUUCCUGUCAAAAACGUGUGGGAAGGACGCCACAUCUUGCUAAGUACGAGUCUAGAAUUGAGCCAGGGCAGACGCGAGGCCGUUGAAAAAAGCAUCCGUAUUGCCCAAGGGACUAUCUUGAAUUACCGCUCUAAUAAUGGUGAUGGCGACGAAGAGGAAGAACUGACAAACGUGGAAUUUUGCGACAUUUAUGUUACCAGGUUUCGAAGUGGGAAGGCAUACUUCAAGGCCGCGCGAGCUGGGAAGACGAUUGGCACCCUCGCUUGGGUUUUUAAUGUACAAGCGACUGGUACCCUUUCCAGACCAGUGGAUCAACUACUCCAUUACCCCAUUCCUAGGAAACCUGUUGAAGGGUUUUCAUCCCAUGUCGUCACUAUCACCAAUUACACUGGCGAGACGCGAGAUUAUCUCAAGAAAUUAAUAGAUGCCAUGGGUGCAUCCUUCACAGCCAAUAUGACGGGUGCUAACACUGUGGUCAUUGCGGCUUACCAAACCGGGGUCAAAGUCACGAAAGCUCAAGCCUGGUCCAUACCAGUUGUGAAUCAUACUUGGCUGGAAGACUGUUUUAUCAAAUGGCGAAAUUUAACUGUGGGAUUGGACAAGUACAUCGGGUUUGCGCCCAACAUGGACUUUUCUCAGCUCUUAGGUCGAAGAGGUGUGGGAAGGGCGGUUGAAGAUUUGGCCGAAUUGGAACGUGAAGAGAUAGAAGAUCGAGAAUAUCUCCAAACAUUACAGAAGGUACCCAUCGGGAUGGAAAACAGUGCCCGGGAUGCAACAAAAGUCGCCGAAUUUGUCACCUUGCCUGUACCCGACGCAGACGGAGACAUCUCAAUGGGCGCCCCUACAAUACUCUGGAAACCGGAUCGACAGGACACGUCAGAGCCUGCGUCAAAAUUACGGUCAUCCCCGCAUAAAGCGGACAGUUCGUCUGUUACCAGGCCGGAUAUGAUCGAUAAGCCAUCUGCUGAUCACCGAGCAGUCGAAAACGGUGCAACGCCAGUACCAAGUCACGGAAACAUCGAUAUCGCCGAUGAGGUUCUGGACAUCAGCGACAGUCCUGAACUUCAGAUGAAAAGGAUUAGGAAGCGGAAGCAAUCACAUCUGGAAAUAGCCUUUGAAGAGAAAAGUGGACCCUCUAAAUCGACCCCACACAAGGCUGCUCGUGCACGCAGGAAAGGCAAUGCAUUGCACGUCUCGAAUCCCACAACCACCGCAACCGGCGGUGAACCAGAGGUAUCAAUACAAACUGCUUCUAUCCACAGUGGUCGUCGUAGAUCCACUAGGACAGGACCUACGACGCCAACGGUGGAGGCCAGUGCUGAACGACCACGAACUAAAACAGUUACCGCUUCAACACCUCCCAAAAGAGUGGUGUCCGUUCUGAUGCCCCCGAUGACAAUCACGCCCAGGUCCUCUGUCAUGAAUACUGCGCCCAGCCAGAAUGUACGCACACCUUUGGGUCAUGAUGCGAGUCUUCUCAUCACUGCGGAGGAACGAAGAGGUACUCCAGCUUCGGGUUCAAGGCCGAAGCUAGCCGUCUCAUCUCCGAAGAAUAGUCCACCUCUCUCCGCCGUGCCGGAGAUAUCGCCUAGAAUGAAAAGAAGUGCUGCUGCAAAAGCGUCACAGCAACUGAAGGAUACAGUCAUGCCAGAUGUUGUUAAUUUCCAGCAAGAGAUGCGACGCAGGUCAAAGAAAAGCAUCGUCAGUGACAUGUCAACCAAAAGGAAACGAACAUCUGGCGCACUUAGUGACAGUGACCACGAGAAUGAUUCCAGAUCCAAGAAGAAAGGAAGGCUAUCAACUGGUUCGGCCAAGGGCAAGGAUAAGUCAGAUGAAUCAGGGAACGAGGAAGAUGACGCAGCACGUCCUGCACGACGCAACAUACCACAAAAGACCAAAGAUAACGUCCACAAUAACGACGAUAGUGAUGACGACGACGAAAAGACAUCCGGAAGUACACUUCCUGCUCGCAAGCUGCUUGAGGAUCCGAAUCAGAAGUCAACCACGCAUACGAAAGGAAAGAAAAAGAUGUCUCAGAGCACACACAGUGUCCCUUCGUCGCAAAAAGCAUCCAGAGUUGUUAAGCUCAUGACGACCCAAGUACCUCUGUCCGAUGAUGUUCUCAAGCAUCUAAUAAAGCUCGGAGUCAAGUUAACUACUCGACCGUCCGAAUGCACCCAUCUCCUUGCACCACACGUCGUGCGAACCGAAAAAUUUCUUUGCGCCCUCGCUGUUUCGCCUUGGAUUCUGUCUCCUGAAUGGGCAACAGGAUCUGCAGCUUCUAACAAAUUGCUUCCCGAAGAUAAGUAUCUGCUACAAGAUCAAACCAACGAGCGCAAGUACAAUUUCCAGCUUUCGGAUGCCAUUGCAAAAGCGAAGACAUUGAAAGGCACGUUAUUUGCGAAGAGGAUUUUCUAUGUGACUGCAAAGGUGUCCGUGGAUCAUAAACUUCUGAAGAACGUUAUCACAGCUUUUGGCGGCCAGAUAUCGACCCAAACACCGACGAUCAGAGUGCUAAAGAGCCGCUCAAAUCGUCAUGUAAUCUCUUGCGCUGAAGAUAUAUCUAUCUGGAGACCCAUAGCUCAGCAGUUCCCUGUCUACACCCAAGAGCUCAUACUCACUGGCGCGCUGAAGCAAGAGGUCGAAUGGGACAACAAAGUUUUUCAGCUUUCAGAACCGUGAUACAUACGUACACAAUAUUUAUGCCUAUUUUGUGCUUAUUUCUUAUAUAUAUAUUAUUGAAUAACAGGCCAUCUCCGCUGUAACCCCCCCCCUCGAACUUGAUGAUUCUUCU